Molecule: messenger RNA, 1197 nt
Organism: Microthlaspi erraticum
Lineage: Eukaryota; Viridiplantae; Streptophyta; Magnoliopsida; Brassicales; Brassicaceae
Source: the annotation of a GenBank genome assembly
AUGGACAAAAUCAAUGGAUUGUCUGAUGACUUGCUAAUUAAGACAUUGUCGUUUGUUCCGACAAAAGUUGUUGUAUCCACCAGCAUUUUGUCCAAGCGAUGGGAUUUUCUGUGGAUGUGGGUGCCUAAGCUUGAGUACGAUGAUUACAAUGACAAUGCUGUUGCCAACCAUUCGGUGUCUUCAUGCGUGAGGUAUCGGGAUUUUAUAAACAAGAAUCUGCCAUUACAUAAAGCUUCGAUUAUAGAUAGCUUGCGCUUCACAUUGUAUUUUAAUUUUGACCUGAGGACAUCAAACUAUGGAUUGGAAUUUGCGGUUUCUCGCUGCCUGCGUGAGCUAAGUAUCAGCUCUUAUAUUCUCAGUGUCGAACCUGAUGUAAUAUUGCCGAGUAGUUUAUAUACUUGCAAAUCGCUUGUGACUUUGAAACUUGAAGGUGAUAAUAUUCUUGUGGAUGCUCCUGGAACGGUUUGUCUCCCUUCCUUGAAAACCUUGCAAGUUCGAAGAGUGACAUACAUGAAUGAAGAUUCUCUUCGGUUGCUUCUAUCUUCUUGCCAUCUUCUGGAAGAUCUGUUUAUUGAACGACAUAAGGAUGACAAUGUGAAAGCGUUAGCUGUUACUGUCCCGUCCUUGCAGAGAUUAUUCUUAGAGAUAGACGGUCUAUGUUCUUCUGAUCAUAGGUAUGUGAUAGCAACGCCUUCUUUGAAGUAUUUCAAAGUUGAGGAUUGGAGAGACGGUGUCUCCUAUUUGAUUAAGGAUAUGCCAAAACUGGAAGAGGCUGAUGUUUUUAACGACUUUCUCGGAUCAAAUAAAUACGUAAAACGUCUUUCAUUGAAAUUAAUUUACAACAAUGAAGAAGAGACUAUGUACCGUGAUGGUAUUGUCUUCGCUCGGCUUGAACAUCUGAAGCUGACUAUACGCAAGGAAAAUUGGUCCGAGUUACUUGUUCGGUUGCUCAAUGAUUCUCCUAAGCUGCGAAUCCUCGAUCUUUCCGUCUUUAAUUACAAUUCUAAGGGGUAUGAACGGAUUAACUGGAGCAAAGAACUGAGUUCGGUUCCUACAUGUUUGUUGAAGAGUCUUGAAACUGUCGAGUUUAAAGGGUACAAAGGAAGAGCAGCGGAGAGAGAUUUCUUACGUUUUAUCUCUAAAAAUGCUCGUUGCCUGAAGUCUAAAUCAAGCUUGCCCUCAUCACACAAAUGUUAA